Monomorium pharaonis (pharaoh ant) is the source of this 3100-nucleotide messenger RNA. Its product is annotated as putative gustatory receptor 28b. The record is from RefSeq and is a predicted model, not a curated record. Bases 1234 to 1845 code for a protein of 203 amino acids. The transcript is spliced from 5 exons. Gene Ontology annotation, biological process: sensory perception of taste. Lineage: Eukaryota; Metazoa; Arthropoda; Insecta; Hymenoptera; Formicidae. Gene Ontology annotation, cellular component: axon; membrane; dendrite.
GUCCGCGUCGUAUGACUAACGAGCAAAUUUAAAAUUGUUAAAAGUAAAUAGUUACAUAGUUUGUGAUAUUUAUAAUUAUGGUGGACACACUUGAACAAACGUUGCAUCCUUUCUUCUUUACGUGCUUUAUUGUGGGUUUAGGCUUUUAUUCCAGAAAUAGCUCAAAUAUUCGAUGGAUCAAACACUUAAAUAUUUUAUAUUCUUUAAUGAUCUGGUUCGCUUAUGCAUAUCUUUUUCUUAACCUGAUAAUUUAUUUUAAAGAGCAAAUAUUUUACAAUUCGGUCGUUCUGAAAAUUGUUGAAAUAACAAAUUUUUUACUUGCAAUUACGUUCACGAUUAUAAGUUUCUAUUAUCAAAAGGUAUUUCUCUAAUAUAAUCUGUAUAAAAUUCAAAUCCUUUAACACCCUUUAAAUCUCUUAUUUCUUUCUGUAGUUAUUUGUUGUAAAAACAUAGUAGUUUCAAAUCUGUUUUUAAAUGUUGUUUUAGAGAUUCGCGAUAAGUAUAAAAAAGCUUGCUGCUGUGGAUGAUACUUUGGAGAAGUUGGGUACCCCCAAGAUGUAUAAAAAGCUACAUAUGAAGACAAAACUAAUAAUAAUUUGUUGGAUUUUGUACAGUUUUAUAGCAAAUAUUUUAGACGAAAUAUUGUGGUUGAGCAAGUUUGAAGAAAUUACUCUUUAUAAUAUAUAUAUAACUUAUAUAAUGAAUCAUUGUAUUCAUCUCAAUGAGUUUAUAGAUAUGUUAUUUAUCUUCUUCUUAUGGUUUGUAUAAUAUAAUAUCAUAUAGUAAUGACAGAACAGUGCAUAUGUGCAACAAAAGUUAGCUCACACACAUACUUAUUUUAUAAUAUAUUCAAAUAUUCUUAUAUUUUUAAAUUCAAUUAAAACUGCAGUUUUCUCUCUCUCUCUCUCUCUCUCUCCCUCUCUCCCUUUCUUUUUCUCUUUCUUUAUUUCUCUUUCUUUCUCAUAAUUAAUAAAAUACGUCAAUCGUUAAAUUGUUAGUUUUCUCUGUUUUUAGUAAAUUUUUUAAAAAUCUAUUUCAAAAAUUGAUAUUAUUAAAGCAUAUAAAAAUAUUACAUAAUUUUUUUAUAUAAAGAAAUCUAUUAUAAUUUAUAUUUAUUCAACAAUAUGUGAUUUUCAUAUAUAAAUAAGAAAUUCUAACAUUAUAUCUUUUAAGUUUCUAAAAGAUAAUUUAUAUAGGUAUAUUGGCACCAGAUUUGAUAAAGUAAAUGAAUAUAUGCAAUGGUUAUUAGUGUUAAAAAAUCAUGAAAUAAUAUGUGCAUGGAAGAAGAAAUCUGUAAUCGUUCUUCAUCAACGCAUGACUUUACAUACUGAUUACAAGCAAACAUUAUGGACCUCAAUGCAUCUUCAUUUAGAAUUAUGUCGACUUUCUCGAGAGUUAAACUUAAUGUUUGCAAUAAAAAUAACUUUUGAAAGUGCAUGUUAUCUUUCACAUAUAACAUCAAUGCUCUAUUAUGUUUAUUGUAUAACAGUACAGAAACAAGAAAAAAUGUAUUUCUCUGAUAAUGGGUUUAGUACAAUCAUAUGGCUUUCUAUAUUAUUGAUAAGAAUCUACGUUGUAAACUAUAUCUGCGAGAAUGUUAUGCAGAAGGCAAACAAAAUUGAUAAAUUAUUUCCUCAACUAACAAAUAUCCAUCAAUAUGCAGUUGUUUGGAAAGAGAUUUAUCAGCAAUUCACUUUGCAAAGAAUACAUCAUCCGUUGAAGUUCACAGGAAUGGGUCUUUUUAAUUUUGGUUACGAACUUCUUCGACAGUUUUGCAGUACAGUUGUAAUGUACGUAAUCAUCAUGGUGCAGUUCAACAUAUCUAUCUGGCAAGUUGAAGAUUAGUUAUUGUAUACAUACAACAAAUUAUACUUAAUAUACAUAUCUCUAAGAUAAAAUAUGGUAACAAUAUGAGUUAAAGUAUAUAAUAUUUUUUUUGAAUUAUCAGUAAUUUAGUAUUUGUUUGUGGAAUGUGCAUUACACACACACUCACACACACACACACACACACACACACACACACACACACACACACACAAUAUGUAUAUUUAUAUACAUAUAAAUAAUAUAAAAUUCAUAAUAUAAAUUAAACACUAUAUGUAUAUAUAAAAUACAUUAAAAUUGUUGUAACAUCUUUUUCAUCACGUGUCGUGCAUUUGAUUUCAAACUUAUUUUGCAUAAAAACAAAUGCAUUUUUUUCUUAUAAAAAUAAAAUUAUGUUUAUUCAAAAAAAUAAUUAAUAUUUUUUCCAGUUUUGCAGUGCAAUUGUAAUGUACAUGAUCAUGGUGUAGUUCAAAAUAUCUAUUUAAAAUAAUUGAUAGUUAUCACAUAAGAGAAAAGCAAAUCGUUAUACUUUAUAUGUUUUUAGAACAAAUAUGACAAUGCGAUAUAAAGAAUAUGAUAUUGUCUUGGAAAUAUUACACCAGCAAUUCCGCAAUUGUUUUUUGAAUGUUGAAUAUAUUAUUCAAGAUAAUUAAUAUUUGUUAUUUUCUAUAGUAAAAAACAAAACAAAAUAUAUUUUCUUUCAUAUUUCUAAAUUUAUCCGUUAUACGUUACAAUUUGUAAUGUCUUUUAGAAUUUUUAUUUUAUAUUUUUUUUAACAUACAAAUUAAUUGUUACAAGUGAGUUAUUUCACUUAUUGUUGAUAUCUUAAAAUUUCUUAAAGGCCGUUACGCCGUGUUGCAUGCCAUAUUUAUUGUUACUUGUGCGUCGAUGUGUGAUCCUUUGAGUAGCUUAGAUUCUCGCAAAUUGACAGGUUAGCCAAAAUUAGGUUCAUAAAAGCGACAAGACGUCGAUAAAUUUUGCAAGAAUUACAAUAUGCAUAUCGCAAGAUGACACGUACGCAAGUGCUAAUAUAAACAAACAUGCUGAAAAAGUCGUCCUGGAAUGUUCUUCACUACGAUUCACGUCAUCUAUAUUAGAAGACAAGAACUGUACAAUAAUGUUAAAUCCUAAAAUCGGUGACUUUAUCCACAAAAAAGUGACACAAAAGGAACUACUUUCAACGCACAAAAAAAUUAAUAAUAUUAAAUGUCAAUAAAAAGAUUUGUUAUAUUUUUUAAUCAUAUAUAUUGUACUUUUGAUCUAUUUUAUAUAGUAU